Ipomoea nil (Japanese morning glory) is the source of this 609-nucleotide messenger RNA. RefSeq lists its product as uncharacterized. Bases 65 to 433 code for a protein of 122 amino acids. The record is from RefSeq and is a predicted model, not a curated record. NCBI's taxonomy places the organism in Eukaryota, Viridiplantae, Streptophyta, Magnoliopsida, Solanales, Convolvulaceae. The transcript is spliced from 2 exons.
AGGCGACCAAUACAAUUCUAUGUACAUUAAUUAGUUGUUUAGGUAUAGCAGCUUAGCUCCAAAGAUGGAAAAGCAAAAGGCUUCUUUCAUGGUAGCUCUUCUAGUCAUCCUACUUUGUUCAUCAUCUUCUUUAAUAUCAUGUUCAAACACUAAAGAAGCUGAAAGUGUGGUUGAGCUUGAGCUCGAGGGCACCACUAUUACCACUACCACCACUAUCUCAGACGAUGGACAGGUUGAUGCUUGCAGGACUAAGAAGUGCAACAUAGCAUGCAACACCAAUGCUCAAUGUCAAACCAAAAAUUGUCGGAGUAGUUGUCCCUCGUGUAACAAAGUUGGCUUCCCUAAUGAACAGAAAAGAUGUGGUGCUCCACCAGACGAUGUUUCACUCCUUGAAUUGCCUGUGACUCAUCCGGAGAAUACUUUGGUCAUAUAGGUUGUGCUGGCUAGAGAACUAAUAAGGUUACAUAUAAUGAAAAUCUUGACGAGUUCUUUGAUUGUUAGUUUGUGGUGUUGUUUUUAAGGUAUAGUAGUAAGUUACGUUGUAUUUGAUUUGAUUUGUGACGUUAAAUUAAAGAAGUGUCAAUUAAAUCUCUAGUAGCACGUUUGGUU